AUGCCGGGCCGCGCUCGCUUCCCUUACCGCUCGCCGCCGCCGCCCCUGCCGGACGGAGCGUUGGAGGCCAGGCCGGUCCCGGCCGCCCGCUCGCUCGCUCGCCGCUUUCCCGGCCGGCCGCCCGCCCAGCUGACCAGCCUCGGGACCGGAGUCGGGAGCCGCGCCAGGCAGAAGCUCUCGGGACGCGCCGCGCUCGGCCAUGGCGAAGCGGCCUCGGCUGACGGACCGUGGCGGGGCAGGCGGGCCCGGGCCGAGCCGGAACCGGAGCCGGAGCCGGCCCGCUGGGCUGGGGAGGAUGGCUCGGUCGUGGAUUGCGCCUGCGCUCUGCAGCCUGGGCGUCGUGAGGGGCUGCGCGUGAGUUGUUCAAUAAAUGGCGAUCCAGCACUUUGGCUUCAGCGCCGCUUCGAUCGGCCGCUGCCUCGGACUUUCCCCGCAGGGGGACGUGGAGCGCUCGGCCUCUUGGAUCCACUUCGGGCAGUUUCGGCUUCGAGCAAGCGGAUGUUGGGCCGCGGCAGCCCCGAGGAUGCCCGGGAAGGAGCAUCCCCCACGGACCGGCUAAGCAGAUCCGAGCCGGGACUAGGUGUCCCUGUAGGGGAGCUCGAGGUCACUCCUACCCUCCCCCCGAAUAAGUGUGUUGUGUCUGUUCCUGAAUAGGAUUAUUGCCCAGAACUACACAUGAAUGUAAAUGCAAAUCCUUUUUAAAGAAGAAAGAGUUCGAUUCUGGAUCUUCUGUUUCCUCCCUGCAUUGUGAACUGACUCGAGAACUUUA
Messenger RNA from Ahaetulla prasina, 769 nucleotides. RefSeq lists its product as uncharacterized. The transcript is spliced from 3 exons. Bases 1 to 654 code for a protein of 217 amino acids. The record is from RefSeq and is a predicted model, not a curated record. NCBI's taxonomy places the organism in Eukaryota, Metazoa, Chordata, Lepidosauria, Squamata, Colubridae.